AUGGCAGACUUGACCUUCGGGCCCACCUCACCGCAGGUCAUGCACUGCCUUCCCUCCACGUCCCACCCGUCCCCCACCAGCCCCUCACUUCCCCACUCCCCCUCCCUCCCCUCCCCAUCCUACUCCACCUGCGUGCCCUCCCCAUCCUACUCCUACCCCCCACCACCCCCAGCCAAACUCGCCCGCCUCCGCGCGGCCGAGGCAUCGAUUCUUGCGUCGCGCCGCGCCACCCGGCCCACGUCGACCAUCACCCCGCGCUCGCUGUAUGCGCUUCUGAACAUAUCUCCCGACACUGAGCAUGCUGAUUUACUCCGCCUAUACGCCGCUCACAUCGACCGCCAGCGGUCGGCGCCCAUCUCCCCCACUCGUCAUCUCAUGGCCGAAGGGACCGAGCUGCGCGAUAUAGUUUUCUGUCUCCUCCUGGACCCAGAGGCGCGACGCGCUUAUGAUGUGGGGUUACAUCGCGAGAUCUCCGUGGCACCCUGCGGCUCGACGGGUGCGCUCUCUUUCUCAAAUGAUGACCCUUUCGCAGACGGAGACGGAGCAGCUCCCAAGCCCCAUAAUACACCCUACCAGUCUCAGACUGCCACCCUCACUCCGACCGCGCACCCCCUCCCCUUUCCCCUCGUCGACUUACCCGAACCAUGGAAAUCCCACAUCGUCAACACAGCCGUGCAGGCGCGACAGCGCCGCUCGGCGCGUGGACCACGCACACCAGUAGGAGAGGCGUUCAACAUCCCGCCCCUGUCCGCGAUCCCGGUUUUCUCGUCGGCGGCGUCACAAGUCUCUGCAGUUCUAACCCCGGUAUCUCCAGUCUCUCCAUCGACACCCUGGGUCUGGCCACCGUACUCUCCCAUCUCACCCAUCCCUCCCGCUCUUCCACCCCGCACCCGCACCCCAUCCCCGCAACCCCCUCCAUCGCGAGACCACCCCUUCCUGCGCACCGACUUUGUGCGUGAAGGGUGGGGACACCGCAAACCCCCGCCGCCGCUCACGCCGAGCCUCCUCGAGGCAGAGACUACCCAACGGGCCGGGCUGCCCACUCCCAAUGUCACAAAGCUCAAGAAGGACAAACCAGUCGAACCCUUCCCUCCAGUCGAGGACGACGUGCCCCGCUGUCUCUGGCUCAGGAGGACCAAAAACCAAGCCAAACUCCGUGCCGAGUCGACGCCCCGUAUCAUCAUCUCUGGCCCCUUCAACUUCGUACACGUCACUCAUGCACACCCUCCUUCGCCGAUCCGUAUCCCCGCCGGCCCGCAGAACCGCAUGGUCGCCGGCUUUGUCGUGAUCGACAACCCUGCCGCCCAGGCGGUCUCCGGAAUCGCCGUUGACCGACGGGCAACGGCAUGCCCUGCCAUUGGACGCUGGCCGAGUGACGUUCCGGACACGUUCGGUCGGGCGAGUAGACGCGCAGUCUCUUCGCAUGGGAUCAAGCCAAAGUCUAAGCAGCUCCCGGUAAUCGACAUGUCCUGGCCCCGGCAAGUCGCGCAGCGUACCCUCCCUCCAGCGUUCUCCGUUCUGGCCGCAGAGGACUUGGACGACAGAUUGCAUGGAACGCGGCCCGAGAUGGUGACGGCCGAGGCCGCGGCCCCCCUUAAAGCCAGCCUCGAGAGCCCCACGGACGCGGCCACCUCGAACGGAUGCCGAACAGCACUUAUCAACACUCCAACGCAAAGUCUCGGAGACGCCGGCCGUCGCCGUGUCCCCGGCCCUCCAUGUGGGCGCGUAUCCGUGCCUGGGCCCAGCGUGUACGUGCUAGAGUCGAGCGCGUCCCACGCCUUUGAGGCCGGCUGGGGCAGCGUCGCUGAUGCUCGCGAGCGCGUCUAA
Cutaneotrichosporon cavernicola is the source of this 1827-nucleotide messenger RNA. RefSeq lists its product as uncharacterized. The coding region runs from base 1 to 1827 and encodes 608 amino acids. The record is from RefSeq and is a predicted model, not a curated record. The transcript has 3 exons. NCBI's taxonomy places the organism in Eukaryota, Fungi, Basidiomycota, Tremellomycetes, Trichosporonales, Trichosporonaceae.